Molecule: messenger RNA, 3143 nt
Organism: Aptenodytes forsteri (emperor penguin)
Lineage: Eukaryota; Metazoa; Chordata; Aves; Sphenisciformes; Spheniscidae
Gene: ARHGEF4
Product: Rho guanine nucleotide exchange factor 4
Exons: 11
Coding region: 1-1857 (618 amino acids)
Biological process (GO): intracellular signal transduction
Molecular function (GO): protein binding; guanyl-nucleotide exchange factor activity
Source: RefSeq, a predicted model, not a curated record
AUGAGGACCCAGCAGUGCCCCAGUGAGUCCAGUGGGGCACACAGUGGAGAAAACUGCAGUAGCAGUGGAAGCUCCGGGCUCUCACCGGGUUCGGAUUCAGACAGCAGUGGGGUGGUGUGUGGUGGUGGUGGGAUGAGAGGCGUCCUGUCCAGAUACUGGAGCUUGGAGAGUCUUCACUCUGCCACAGUGAUCGCUGAUGGGGCACUGGAUAAGACAGCUCUAACAGAUGAUGUGGGAAGUGAGGAGGACCUGUAUGAGGACUUCCGGAGCUCCAACCACCGCUAUGGCCACCCUGGGGGAGGCGGAGAGCAGCUUGCCAUCAAUGAGCUCAUCAGUGAUGGCAGCGUGGUGUAUGCAGAAGCCCUCUGGGACCAUGUCACGAUGGAUGACCAAGAGCUGGGAUUCAAGGCCGGCGAUGUCAUUGAAGUAAUGGAUGCUACCAACAAGGAGUGGUGGUGGGGGAGGAUUCUGGACAGCGAAGGCUGGUUUCCAGCCAGCUUUGUACGGCUGCGAGUAAACCAGGAUGAACCCAUGGACGAUUAUCCCCUGAAGGUAGAGGGUGGCAAAGAGGACGACUCCAGCAGUGGCACCCGCCGCUUUGGGAUGGGGCAGACCACCAAAGAUCAAAUGAGGACCAACGUCAUCAAUGAGAUCAUAAGCACGGAGAGAGACUACAUCAAGCAUCUGAAGGACAUUUGUGAGGGUUACAUUAAGCAGUGCCGUAAAAGAGCUGACAUGUUUACAGAAGAACAGCUGAAGACAAUCUUUGGGAAUAUUGAGGACAUCUACAGGUGCCAGAAGAAAUUUGUUAAAGCACUAGAGAAGAAAUUCAACAAAGACCACCCACAUUUGAGUGAGGUCGGCUCAUGCUUCUUGGAAUAUCAAACAGAGUUUCAGAUAUACUCUGAAUACUGCAACAACCACCCCAAUGCCUGCAUGGAGCUGUCCCGCCUCACCAAAGUUAACAAGUACGUCUACUUCUUCGAAGCCUGCCGCCUGCUGCAGAAGAUGAUCGACAUCUCUCUGGAUGGGUUUCUGCUGACUCCCGUGCAGAAAAUCUGCAAAUAUCCACUGCAACUGGCUGAACUGCUUAAAUACACCAACCCCCAACACAGGGAUUUUAAAGAUGUCGAAGCUGCCUUAAAUGCCAUGAAGAAUGUUGCUCGGCUCAUCAAUGAGAGAAAGCGGCGGCUGGAGAACAUUGACAAAAUUGCUCAGUGGCAGAGUUCAAUAGAAGACUGGGAGGGUGAAGAUGUCCUAGUCAGAAGCUCAGAACUCAUCUAUUCUGGGGAAUUAACCAAAAUCUCCCACCCUCAAGCCAAGAGCCAACAGAGGAUGUUCUUCCUCUUCGAUCACCAGCUUGUCUGCUGCAAGAAGGACCUUCUGCGCCGGGACAUCUUGUAUUAUAAGAGUAGGAUCAACAUGGAUGAUAUGGAAAUACUGGAUGUAGAAGAUGGGAAGGACAAGGACUUCAAUAUCAGUGUGAAAAAUGCAUUUAAGUUGCACUGCCGAGGCACAGAGGAAGUCCACUUAUUCUGUGCAAAAAAGCCUGAGCAGAAACAGCGCUGGCUGAAGGCAUUUGAGAAUGAAAGGAGACAGGUUCAGCUCGACCAGGAGACGGGUUUUUCAAUCACAGAGGUGCAGAAAAAGCAGGCAAUGCUGAAUGCCAGCAAGCAGCACCAUACUGGGAAGCCUAAGGCUGUCACCAGGCCAUACUAUGACUUUCUGAUGCGUCAAAAGCAUCCCACCCUGCCUACUACACUCCCUCAGCAGCAAGUCUUCAUGCUGGCAGAGCCCAAGCGCAAGCCCUCGAACUUCUGGCAGAACAUCAGCAGGCUGACGCCCUUCCGGAAAUAAGGGCAGCACCGUGUUUGUGCCUGAACCCCUUCUGAGAAAGCACUUUAUCCGUCAGUCCUGGGAGGUGGAGCACAGGUUCUUCCAAUCCUUUGUUUACAGAGGAUGGCACAUGUGGCUCCUGCCUUCCCUAUUUAUUUUGCAGACCGACUGACCGCACUGGCUCUGAGGCGAGACACUGCGUGUGUGCUUGCACACAUGUGUGCAUUUGUGCCAGUCCCAUCGAGCCAGCCUUGCACAGCCCCCAAGAGGCAAACUUCCAGGAAGAGAUCACAGGAGGGAGCCUGACACGUUUUGUCUGAAAAGAUUUUGCCUGUCAGCUGUACUUUGACUCACUCCUUCCUGCUGUGAACACUACUGCUGUCUGGCAGCUGUCAGAGAGGGGAUGGCAGCUGAUAACACCUGCCAGCUCUGUGUCCACUGAUAUGCUCAGAACAACAGUUCAGAGUCACUGACAUUAUACGUUUCCCAUGGAGGGAUAAACCCUUCUGCUCUCUGCCCACCCCCGCUCCCCACGUUUCUCAGAGACAUGAUCCUCCUACACACUUCUAACUAAUCCAGUUAGCCUUUGCAGGCACUCAGACAAGACAACAGUGAGUAUUGCACUGUGACCUUUUUCCUUCCUUUAGUUCAACACCACUGAUGAACUAUGUAGUACAUUAAACUGUGCCAAUCAACCUGCAGCAUGAGUAAAGUUCAAGAAUCUCUCUAGUGGGUUUGAGUUACGUAAGUUAGAAAAAUGUGCCUAAUCAAUACCGUACUCAAUUCCUUAGAUUCUCGUCUCUCCAUCAGUCUGCCAUAUUUCCUGGCCAAUGAAAAUGCUCAUUGUUUGUAAUGUGUUUAUUUAUGGUAAAAAUCAGAACUGUGUAUUUUGUAAGUCUGUAAUUGUUCUUGUCAGAUGUUGUUAACUUGAUGCCUGUUUUGUCUGGUUUUUGUUUGUUUUUUUAAGAAAGGUCAAUAUUUGCAAACCUAGCUCCCGGAAGUCAGAGUCUACAGUUCAACUCUGAAAGACUAAAACCAUGGUUGUUAUGCAAACUCCCACAGACCCUCAAUUCAAGGGGUAUUAUUACAGGUUUUUGACACCUUUAAAAAAAAUGGAAAGACACUUUAAAAAGGCCUAAAUUUGGCACUAAGAGCCCCACUUUAAGUACCCAAGUUUCAAACUGUGGCCAAAAAGAAUUCAUCUAAACCUUGGUUAGCAAAAGGAAAGAUUUGCCUUACCAUAGCGAGAGUUAGAAGCCAUACUGACUGAGUUCCCUAGCUUAGGAGACAUCCUGUGACAUUGGAAG